AUCACAGUAGAUUAUAAAAAAAAAUAAAGUCAUAAUAAUAAAGUGUGUGAAUGUGAAAUGUGGCUAAAAACUUUUUUUUUAUUAAAUUAUAAAGUUUAAACAAUAUUUAUGUGGCUAAGGAAUUCCCCAAAGCCGUUUAAAUUAAUUUAUCAACAAAUUAUAAAAAUGGAGUUAAGUACUGAGCAGUCUACAACCUCUAACAAGACUAUAUCUGAGGGCCAAGCCCACAUCAGUUUGACCAGUGACAAAGUUUUCUAUAAUCCAGUACAGGAGUUCAAUAGGGACUUAAGUAUUGCUGUUUUAACAUUGUUCAUUAGUGAUUACAAAUUACAAAGACAAGCUAAAAAAGAACAGAAGUUGAUGAACAAAAAAGAACAAGAUUUAGAAGUUCUGGGAAGUACUCCUGAGGAGGUUACAAUAUUAGAAGCUCUGUCGGCAACAGGGUUAAGAAGUAUUCGUUAUGCCAAGGAAGUGCCAAAUGUUACCAAAAUUGUGGCCAAUGAUCUUUCCAAAUCAGCCGUUGAAACUAUACAGGCUAAUAUUGUAAACAACAAGGUGGAACAUCUCGUAGAAACCAGUCAUGAUGAUGCAUGUAUGCUAAUGUAUAAACACAAACAGUCAUCUCUCAGAUUCGCAGCCAUAGACCUAGAUCCGUACGGCUGUCCAUCUAUUUUCUUAGAUUCAGCAGUACAAAGUGUACAGGAUGGCGGGCUUCUGCUUGUAACUGCGACAGAUAUGGCCGUGCUGGCUGGAAACUCACCAGAGACAUGCUAUUGCAAAUAUGGUGCUGUGAGCUUGAAGACCAAGUCUUGUCAUGAAAUGGCAUUAAGGAUACUGCUGCAAUGUAUAGAACAGCAUGCAAACAGAUACAGUCGGUACAUAGUGCCUCUCCUCAGUGUUUCUGCUGACUUCUACAUAAGAGUCUUUGUCAAGGUUUAUUCUGGUGCUGUGCAUUGCAAGAAAACUACCAGUAAACUGUCAAUGGUGUACCAAUGCGUGGGCUGCGACAACAUAACCCUGCAGCCACUGGGCGCAUUCAAACCGAACCCUUCCGAGACCAACCCCUUGCAAACCAAGGCGUACCUGCCUCCCGCGCCGAGCGUUGGUGAACUUUGUGUACACUGCAAUCAGAGGCAUCACUUAGGAGGCCCAAUAUGGUCAGCGCCAAUCCACGACGAAUCGUUCGUGUCCCGCGUGCUCACGCACGUCGCAGAGCGGCCGCGCCAGCUCGGCACGGCCAAGCGCAUCCACGGCAUGCUGUCGGUCAUACGGGAAGAGUUGUGCGACGCCCCGCUCUACUACACACUGGAUAAAUUGUUUGGAAGAGUCCAUUUGGAGACUAUGCCUAUGAUGAUUAUGAGAUCAGCAAUUCUAAACGCGGGAUAUAAGGUAUCGUACUCGCACGCGUCGAAACUGUCUAUCAAGACCAAGGCGCCUGCGCAGUUGAUGUGGGACAUCAUCAGGACCUGGGAGAAAACCCAUCCCAUCAAACCUGCUAAGUUGGAGGCGGACGCCGUGGCGCGGCAGCUGCUGAGGCAACCCAUCGAACACGCGGUGGACCUGUCGGAGCGCGCGGACGCCAACCCCGCCAGCCGCCGCGACGGCUGUCUGCGCUUCCAGUACAACCCUGCGCCGUACUGGGGGCCCGGCUCCAGGGCUAAUGUCAAUGUGGGCGAAGACAAAAUGUCCAAGGCGAUAAAGAAUCAAAAUAAGCAUACAAAAGCGAAAACGAAACGAGAACAUUCGCCGCAGAGCGACGAGGAAGUUCGAAAGAAAAUCAAUGUUGACGAAUGAAUCAAUAAAUUGAUGUUAUAAAC
Plodia interpunctella (Indianmeal moth) is the source of this 1817-nucleotide messenger RNA. RefSeq names its product tRNA methyltransferase 1 (gene Trm1). Gene Ontology annotation, molecular function: RNA binding; tRNA (guanine(10)-N2)-methyltransferase activity. The record is from RefSeq and is a predicted model, not a curated record. Gene Ontology annotation, cellular component: nucleus. The coding region runs from base 109 to 1794 and encodes 561 amino acids. Gene Ontology annotation, biological process: tRNA N2-guanine methylation. NCBI's taxonomy places the organism in Eukaryota, Metazoa, Arthropoda, Insecta, Lepidoptera, Pyralidae. The transcript has 10 exons.